Messenger RNA from Varanus komodoensis (Komodo dragon), 2647 nucleotides. It is a transcript of the gene WDR75, whose product is annotated as WD repeat domain 75. Bases 50 to 2554 code for a protein of 834 amino acids. Gene Ontology annotation, cellular component: nucleolus. The transcript has 21 exons. NCBI's taxonomy places the organism in Eukaryota, Metazoa, Chordata, Lepidosauria, Squamata, Varanidae. Gene Ontology annotation, biological process: positive regulation of rRNA processing; positive regulation of transcription by RNA polymerase I. Gene Ontology annotation, molecular function: protein binding; RNA binding. The record is from RefSeq and is a predicted model, not a curated record.
UUUCUUGAAGGGAGGGGGCAAAGGUUGGAGGUCGGCCGGUGAGCGCAAGAUGGUGGCGUCCGAGCGGCUCCGCGUGGUUCGCUGCGGCGGCAGCUGGUUGAGCGGGAGCCGCGCCGCCUUCUCCGCUGAUUCGAAGUAUCUCAUGUGUGCUUCAGGUGACUAUGUCAAAGUCUACCGUACAGCUACAGAAGAGUGUCUCCAUGUCCUACAGGGUCACAGCAACUUAGUGACAGGAAUCCAGCUGAAUCCUCAGAAUCAUCUGCAGCUCUAUUCAUGGUCUCUAGAUGGCACCAUUAAACUCUGGGAUUUUAUGGAUGGAAUUCUCAUCAAGACAUUUGUCAUUGGAGUCAAACUCUUUGCAUUAUAUGCACUUGCGAGCUUUGAAAACUCAGUAUUUCUUAUUAUUCCAAAGGAUAAUGAUGACAGAUCAGGUACAUUUCAGCUAGUUUCAGUGAAACUUCCAAAAGUGCCAGAUCAGGAGGUAGAAGCCAAGGAGCUGGAAUUGAUUUUGGAUGGUGUAAGCCAGUCUCCGAAAUGUACUGCCCUUGGAAGAGAAGGUGAAUAUGUGGUAUCAGUCUCAGAGUUUCAUCUCCUUGUUUGCUUUUUCAAGAAGAAAAAGAUGUACAGCUUCCCUUUAGGUUCCAAAUGCAAGAGUAGCGCAACCGGUGGCUUCACGUGUGUGGCUUGCCAUCCAAAGGAAGACUGCAUAGCAACUGGACACAGAGAUGGCAAGAUUCGUCUGUGGAGAAAUUUUAAUCAUAAGCGAGAAUACACAUUUGCUACCAUGCACUGGCAUCAUGAUGAAGUUAUGGAUCUCGCUUUCACUGUGGAAGGAACAACUCUUCUGAGCGGUGGGAUCGAAUCUGUCCUGGUCCAGUGGCGAGAUGGGUCGGAUGCCAAGAAGGAGUUCCUGCCUCGUUUGGGAGCCACAAUACAGCAUAUUUCUGUCUCGCCGGACGGAGCCCUGCUUUGUACCUCCCACUCAGAUAACAAAAUAGUAAUCAUACACAGCAACUUGAAAGUCUCUGCAGUAAUUCAAGGAUUAAUCAGAGGCAGUGAUGUCAAGACUGGUUUGAUGGUUGAUCCAAGAACUAAAGCUUUGGUUCUGAAUGGCAAACCGGGUCAUCUGCAGUUCUACUCACUGCAAAAUGACAUGCAGCUGUUUAACUUGGAUAUUGUGCAGCAGGAGUUCAUCCACCAGUAUGGCCUGAACCAGAUUGAGCUAGUGAAAGCCGCAUUUGACUCCAAAGGCAACUGGCUGGCUACACUGGAGCAGCAGCAAGGAAGCUGCCGCGAACUCGAAUUGCAGAUGAAGCUCUGGGUGUAUGAUGAGCAAACACAAAGCUUUACUCUGAACACAAGAAUAAAUAUGCCACAUGAGGAUCAUAUCACGGCUCUGUGUUUCCGAGAUACAAACGAGGCUGAAGACGUAACACCAACAUUGGUAACAGCUGGCCAUGAUGGACACUUUAAAGUCUGGAUGCUUCAGGUUGAUAAUGAAGGUGAAAACCAAAGCAUAACUUGGACCUGCGAUUUUGUAGGAAGCUAUCACAAUUAUCGAGCGACGAAUUGCUGUUUCUCUGAAGAUGGGUCUUUGCUUGCGGUUAGCUUUGAGGAAAUAGUCACUGUGUGGGACUCUGAAACUUGGGAUCUAAAAUGCACUUUCUGCCAUCGUCCUGGAACUAUACUAAGCGUGUGUUUUGGGAGGCUAAGUUGUUCAAAGUACCUUCUGGCCACCACCAGUGGAGGCUUUUUGUGCUGUUGGAACUUGCUGAGCUGUGCAUUGGAAUGGAGUGCCCAAUUAAGCGCCAUCAUUCUACAACCUGAUGGACUGUCUGAAAACAUAGCUGCUGUUUCGUGGAACUCGGAAUACUCUGAUGUGUACGUGUUUAAACCCAGUGAGCCACGACCCUUGUGCAUCCAGAGGAAGGUCUGCAGAAGCAAAGUCCGGUGGGCUGUCUUUGUUCCAAGAGAUGUGCCCGAAUGUAUCAGCUCAGAAAAAUACCAGUGGCUCAGCCAAUCACAGUUUUACUUCCUGACUGAAACUCAUGAGUUGAUGACAUUUAGCACAAAGACCCCAGAAGAGAGGCUAAUGCCUUCUAGCAGACAGCUGGCAGUAGAUGAAAGCGUCUCCAUGACACCUUUUUACCUGCUCUUGGGAAAGCGCCAUCAACAAACAAAAGAGGCUGCAGAAAUUGGGCAGGUCACUAUGAGGAGCAGCUUGGCACGCGAGUCACCUGCUGUCAAAGAACUGCUUCACACUCCAGCCCACGUAUUACCAUCUGCCUCUUUCCUGUGCCCUAUUUUUCUUAACUCGCUGCUGGUGUCUAAAACAAACAAAAGCACUGGUGGAGACGUUGCUGAUGAAGUUGAAAUGGAAAGCGACAGUGGAGAGACUGAAUCUGAGGAAGAAACCAUGAUUACUGAAGUGCAUCCAGAAGCUUCAGAAGCAGCAGAAUGUUUGGGGGACAUUAUAUCUAAAUUAUCAAAAACUCAAGAAAGAAAACUGCGUAAAAUAAGAAAACAGGACUACAGCUGGGCAUCAACCCUCUAGACAUUAGCACUGUGGACUGCAUACUUUUAUAUUUCUUAACAAUAAUUUAAUAGCAUGGUCAUGCUUUCAAAUAAAAGGUUGGCCCAGGUACAA